AUGGUAGCCAAAAUGACGAAGCCAGACAUUCUUGUUCUAUAUGGGUCUGAAACAGGGACUGCUCAAGACUUUGCAUAUUCUUUAGCUCACAGAAUCCGUUAUUUAAAAUUAAAUCCUUUAGUAUGUUCCAUGGAUUCACUUGAUUUGGAGCUUUUAUUUGAAGUCAAUACCUUAUUAUUGGUCUGUUCUACAACAGGACAGGGACAACUUCCAAAAAACUGCAGAAAAUUCUUCAGGUUCUUAAUGCAAAAGAAAUUACCCCCUGACUUUUUUGAGCAUCUAAAAUUUUCGACUUGUGGGUUAGGAGAUUCAUCCUACGUCAUGUAUAACCUAGCGGCAAGGAAACUACACGCCAGGUUGAGACAACUUGGUGCUGUUGAAUUAUGCCCGAGGGUUGAGUGUGAUGAGCAGUCUCCUCAGGGCCAAGAAGCAUUUUAUGAAACGUGGGAAAAAGUGGUUUUUGAUGUUUUGAAGAAAAGGUAUGCUGAUAAAAUAAGUGUAAUACCGAGUGAUACAGUUUUGAGCCCUGUUCGCAAAUUAAAGGUUCUAGAGAAUCGAGAGGAGCUUAAAAUCGAAAAUAUUCCGUCGAUCGAACGUACCGAUCCACAAAAUAAAUUAAUCAAGAUAAAGCUCAAUAAAAUUGAGAGAAUUACAGAUGAAUCUCAUUUCCAGGAAGUUGUCCAUGUGACAUUAGGUAACUCUGAAACCCCCCUAAAGUAUAAGGUUGGUGAUUGUGUAUCUCUUUAUCCAGAGAAUGAUCCAAAAGAUGUCCAAUCAUUUAUCAAUUUGCAAGGGUGGAAUGAUAUUGCUGACAAACCGUUACAACUUGAUAUCCCCCCUCAGAUGGAUCCAGAUGGAGGCUGGGUCAAAAACAUGACUCUGAGAUCAUUAUUGACUUACCAUUUAGAUAUAAUGGCUGUUCCUCCACGAACUUUCUUUCAAACAUCGUGGCAUUUUGCGUCUGACAAACGUGAAUCUGAAAAACUGCAAGAGUUAGGGAAAUAUUCAGAAUCUGAGCAGUUGUAUAAUUAUGCAAAUAGACCGCAUAGAAGUAUAUUGGAAGUUGUUCAGGAAUUCUUUUCCUUAAAAAUUCCCCUUGAUCAAGUUUUGGAAAUAAUUCCACUAAUCAGACCAAGACAAUACAGCAUUUGCAACAUUCCAAAUUCUAGCACUGUAGAAUUGGCUGUGGCAAUUGUUGAAUACAGCACCAUCAUUCGUCGUGUGAGGAAAGGUCUAUGCACAAGUUGGUUGAAGAGGCUGAAAACCAGUGACACAAUCAUUGUAUCGCUGAGUUUGAACGAGCUUAAAAUCCCACGUUCUGAUAUGAUUUUAGUUGGCCCGGGUACUGGUAUCGCUCCAAUCAGAAGUAUUAUCCAACAAAAUGAUAUUAACCAUUCAAAGGGAAAUGAUGGACACGAGUAUUUACUAUUUACUGGCCAUAGAAAUAGAGAAAAGGACUAUCUUUUUGGUGAAGAAUGGCCAAAAAUGAAAGGAUUGAAGGUUAUAGAUAGUUUUUCACGUCAAGGUGGUGGCUACGUUCAGGAUACUAUCUGGAAAAAUAAAGAAAUUGUUGGACAAAUGUUGAAAAGGGGUGCAGGUGUAUACCUCUGUGGGAGUUCCGGUAAGAUGCCAACACAAGUAAGAUUAACAAUCCAACAUGUUCUCCAGGAAAUAUAUGAUUGGGAUUUGGAGCAAGUGAAAGCUGAAUUACUGAAAAUGGAAAAACAAGGAAGGUUUAUUCAAGAGACCUGGUAG
Pichia kudriavzevii is the source of this 1755-nucleotide messenger RNA. RefSeq lists its product as uncharacterized. Gene Ontology annotation, molecular function: oxidoreductase activity; FMN binding; flavin adenine dinucleotide binding. The record is from RefSeq and is a predicted model, not a curated record. NCBI's taxonomy places the organism in Eukaryota, Fungi, Ascomycota, Pichiomycetes, Pichiales, Pichiaceae. Gene Ontology annotation, cellular component: cytosol. The transcript has a single exon. The coding region runs from base 1 to 1755 and encodes 584 amino acids.